Messenger RNA from Diversispora eburnea, 380 nucleotides. The record is from the annotation of a GenBank genome assembly. Lineage: Eukaryota; Fungi; Glomeromycota; Glomeromycetes; Diversisporales; Diversisporaceae.
GGCUAGCUCGUGAGGAUCUCGAAAUCACUAGCGAUGAUUACACUGAUUCACCUGAUUAUGAUGAAUCGGUAAACAAAAUUACUGUGCAAGAUGAUCAAUUCCGAACUCCUCCUCAUCAAAUCACCAGCAACAUAUACAAUGAAGAAAUAUCAAUUAAUGAAAAUAUCUUAAGAAUGUACACAAAUGAUGACGUAAUGAACAUUCGAGGAGAAAGUGGGUUUUCAAAAUUUCUGUCAGUUGAUGAUUAUAUAAAAUUACGGUCAAAAAAUCCAAAAAGGAAAUUUGAAUUACCAAAAGAUUGGCGUAAUGAACAACUGAAAGUAGGUCUUAUUAUAGAAAUUGAGCGAGCAACAAUGGGAAGAAAGUUUGAUGGAAGUUAA